AUGUCCCUCUCAUCGUCUCCUCCUCCUCCGCUGGCCCAUACUGGAUCAACUCCGGCUGCAGAGGAAUCACCUAUCUGCGUUGGCCAGCGUGUCCGCUUUGACGUAGAAUGUGUUCUUAUCCCAGAUCCAAAUCCUGUGUCUAAAAUGCCCCGCCUCGUCACAAAAUCUUACUCGGUUCCCCUAUGGAGACGUCGAGCUUUGGAGUCUGCUGUCUCUGAUUCCGAGACAGACAUAAGGGACGAUGAUCUCGUCAUCCUCAAGGUCUCCGUGCCCAGCCUCGUCAUAAAACCUCGUUCCCUGACCAGAUCGGAAUCCCUACGGCAGCCUCUGACACCGUGCAUCGUGAACAGGGACGCUAUCUGUGCUUCGGUUCCCGCUUCAGCCUCUGCGGGUCCGCAAGCGCGUAGGUUCCACGCCCGCUCCGCUUCGUGUCCACGGCGCGAUCUCGUGACAGUACCGCUCCGACCAUGCUGCCCCAACUGCUUCCAUUCCACCGACGACUGUCUUCAACAAGGAGCGCAUUGGCAGGAGAAAUUCACCAAGGGCGCCCAGCGUAAGAGGAGCGCUAGUUUGGACGCACCAUCCGGCACCCGUCUUCGUCGGCGCCUGUUGGAUGUCAUGCCCGGAUUCGACGCUGUCAUUGCCGUGGAUGAAGUUGACAGAAAAUGCGGGUCGCGAGCAAGUUGGGUGAACAUUGACGACCGAGACGAUGACGGAGUUGCACCCUACCUCACUCCUGCGGAACGAGUUGUUGUCACGGAUGUUCGGAUGGUAGAACAUGAAUGUUCUGGUCCCGUCGUUGGCACAAGGCGCGCUUUCCCCUCUUCAUCCCCUGUGUUGGUUUCACUUCCAGUUGUUGGAGACGAUGCACUCCCCUUGUCCGUCGCCCGGACUGACUUUUCGCGACUCCAAUACGCCGAAGUGGACCGCAGGCAUGCGCUGUACCUUGACCCUCUUAUAUUUGAUGAGCUUGACUUAUCCCUCAUUAAUUCGAUACCCUCUCUUGACGCUCACAUAUCUGCGGAUUCUACUGUUACCCAUAUACCCCAACCACAUUCGCCUCCGAGAUCUGCCUCAGCUCGCGCACCGUCCCCGAUGUCACCGCCGUACACGCAUGAGAAGUUUGUGCGGCCUGCGCCGUCAAUAGGAACUCUACCCUCCGCAACCUCUGGGCGACGACGACCGUAUAUGCAGCUCCUGGGACCUGGAUCGUUUCUCAAGGUAUCUGCUGAAAUUCUCAAGGGUGUCAGCAUGAGCGGAGGGGCGCCAUUGUCGGUCUAA
This is a messenger RNA of Fibroporia radiculosa, 1281 nucleotides long. RefSeq lists its product as uncharacterized. Lineage: Eukaryota; Fungi; Basidiomycota; Agaricomycetes; Polyporales; Fibroporiaceae. The record is from RefSeq and is a predicted model, not a curated record. The coding region runs from base 1 to 1281 and encodes 426 amino acids. The transcript is spliced from 2 exons.